This is a messenger RNA of Centruroides sculpturatus (bark scorpion), 1524 nucleotides long. RefSeq names its product L-galactose dehydrogenase-like. Gene Ontology annotation, cellular component: cytosol. The coding region runs from base 393 to 1391 and encodes 332 amino acids. Gene Ontology annotation, molecular function: L-galactose dehydrogenase activity. Lineage: Eukaryota; Metazoa; Arthropoda; Arachnida; Scorpiones; Buthidae. The transcript is spliced from 11 exons. The record is from RefSeq and is a predicted model, not a curated record.
ACUUGAUUUUAUAUAGUUGGGAUAUGGGGACUAGCCCCACCUGUGCAAUAAGAUGCUCGCUAUCGCUCUCACUUCAGCACCCGACUAUAUGUUUUGCAGAGAUCAAGGUUCACUAUCGCUGGCCUUGACCGACGCGAAGCGCGGAGAAUAGGCAAUAGUACUGAAGCGCGGAGAAUAGGCAAUAGUACUGAAAACUUUGGAGACGAAUAUCUCGAACGCAUAUACAGAUAUCGCGGUUAAUAUGGAGAUUAUUGCGUAGUCUCAUCCUCCGAAGCUUUUUGCUUGACCAUACGAAAUUACUCGCGGAAAGAGAGGGAAAUGCCUUCCGGUGUCUUUUAACUUAAGUCUAGGGAUCAGUAAUAUUGAAAUAAAAAUUAACAUAAAAUUGAAAUAUGGAAAAAUUAUUACAAGAAAACAUGAUUUACAAUGAACUUGGAAAUACUGGAAUGAAAGUAUCUCUAUUGAGUUUUGGAGGUUCUCAACUUGUAAAUAAUACUAAUGAAGAAGAAGCAAUAGAAACUGUACAUGAAGCUCUCUGCUGUGGUAUUAAUUAUAUUGAUACUGCUCCCUGGUAUGGAUUUGGAAAAGCUGAAGUUAUACUUGGAAAAGCAUUGAGGGAUGUACCACGUGAGUCAUAUUAUUUAGCAACAAAAGUUGGACGUUAUUUACCACAGAAAGAAUACAUGUUUGAUUUUUCAUAUAAACGCACUCUUUUGAGUGUUGAGGAGAGUUUAAAGAGAAUUGGUGUUGAUUAUUUUGAUGUUAUCCAGGUUCAUGAUUUAGAAUUUGCUUCCAAUCCAGAAAUAAUUAUAAAUGAAACUUUACCAGCUCUCCAGAAAAUUAAAGCAGCUGGAAAAGCUAAAUUUAUAGGAGUUACAGGAUAUUCUCUUCAAGCUUUACAAACUGUUUUAGAUAAAAGCAAAAUACACAUUGACACAGUUUUAUCAUAUUGUCGUUGCACACCCUUUGAUCAGUCAUUAUUAGAAUACUUACCUUACUUCAAGGCAAAGAAUCUUGGAAUUAUAAAUGCAGGUAUUUUAGGCAUGGGAUUAUUGACAAACAGAGAAAUUCCUAACUGGCAUCCAGUUAUAGAACCAAUUAAAAUUUCUUGUAGAAAUGCUGCUUUAUACUGCCAGGAAAUAGGGAUUGACAUUGCAAAACUUGCAGCUCAAUAUGCAUUUAAUGUACCAAAUAUUGAUACUCAUCUAAUUGGAAUGUCUAAGCUAAGAGACUUAAGAAACAAUUUGACUACAUUAAACAAUAAACCAACUUCUGAUGAAGAAGAUGCAUUGAAAGAAAUAAUAGAUCGGUUUUUUAAACCAUUAAAGCAAACUCAUUGGGAGAACGUUGAGGUAGAAAGAUAUCGAAAAGCAUUGAAGGAGAAAUCGUAGAAUGCAUAUUUGAUCAUUUGCAAACAUAAGUGACAAUAAUGAUUAAGAGUAAAAAAUUUUUAUAAUCACCAAUUAAGUAUGCUUAAUUACAUUUUUUCUUGAGAUAUUAAAGUGUUUUCACUUUCAAUUGCUU